Molecule: messenger RNA, 1278 nt
Organism: Arabidopsis thaliana (thale cress)
Lineage: Eukaryota; Viridiplantae; Streptophyta; Magnoliopsida; Brassicales; Brassicaceae
Product: Galactose oxidase/kelch repeat superfamily protein
Exons: 3
Coding region: 42-1082 (346 amino acids)
Source: RefSeq, marked reviewed
ACAAUGAGUGAUUAAGGGAAUGAGUAAGUAACAUCGUGACGAUGGUGGUGGAGUCGUCGUCGUCUCCGAUCAUACCUGGCUUGACGGAUGACGUGGCAGAGCUCUGUGUCUCGAAAAUCCCGAGGUCUAGCUUUCAGAUCACUUCUCAGGUGUGCCGGCGAUGGAGGUCAUUCCUCAGGAGCCAGCAUUUUGCAGCUGUUCGAAAGUUGACCGGAACGGUGGAGGAGUUCCUGUGUGUUCUAAUGGAAAGCGAGUGUGGAAGAGACGUGUACUGGGAAGUUUUUGACGCCUCCGGGAACAAGUUAGGCCAGAUCCCUCCUGUCCCUGGGCCCUUGAAGCGCGGUUUCGGCGUUGCAGUGCUUGAUGGCGGGAAGAUUGUGUUCUUCGGAGGAUAUACGGAGGUGGAAGGCUCUGGCAUCAAUAGCACCACUGUCUCUGCCUCUGCUGAUGUUUACGAGUUUGAUCCUGCUAAUAACAGCUGGAGAAAACUUGCGGGAAUGAACAUACCACGUUACAACUUUGCAUUUGCUGAAGUGAACGGUCUUUUGUAUGUGAUUAGAGGCUAUUCCACAGAUACUUAUAGCCUUUCCAACGCGGAAGUAUACAACCCGAAAACUAACCAAUGGAGUCUUAUGCAUUGUCCAAAUCGCCCUGUUUGGCGCGGCUUUGCAUUCGCAUUCAGUUCCAAACUCUACGCUGUAGGCAAUGGUUCGAGGUUCAUCGACAUAUAUGACCCGAAAACGCAGACAUGGGAAGAGUUAAACUCGGAGCAAUCAGUGUCGGUGUAUUCCUACACAGUUGUGAGGAACAAAGUGUAUUUCAUGGACAGGAACAUGCCGGGACGUCUGGGAGUAUUUGAUCCAGAGGAGAAUUCGUGGAGUUCAGUGUUUGUGCCUCCGAGAGAAGGGGGUUUCUGGGUGAGACUAGGAGUAUGGAACAAUAAGGUUCUACUGUUUUCACGGGUUUGUGGACAUGAGACCUUAAUGUACGACCUUGAUAAAGAGAAAGGUUCCAAAUGGAGAGUGUGUGAUCAGAUUAAACCAUCUGCUUCUCAAUUGGCCAGCGUUCUCAUCAACUUCUGAUCUUCUCUUUUAACUUCAUUCAUCUGACGUUUUGGAGCUGUGAGUUUUGUGUUUAGCCAAAAUGUCACCAAUUUCUCAACUUUGUGAAUGAUUCUUGUAUUUGCUGUGUAUUGCUAAUCUCCUGUACAUAUGUUUUUGCGAUGAUUUUGUAUCGCUUUGCUUUUGAGAGAUACAUUUUUUACUAUUUACAUUGCCA